Molecule: messenger RNA, 723 nt
Organism: Micromonas pusilla CCMP1545
Lineage: Eukaryota; Viridiplantae; Chlorophyta; Mamiellophyceae; Mamiellales; Mamiellaceae
Exons: 1
Cellular component (GO): nucleus
Source: RefSeq, a predicted model, not a curated record
GAGGAGGAGGAGGGCGCGAUGUCGAACAAGCAAAAGAAGCUGCUCGCGCGCAUGAAGGUGGCGGAGCUGAAGACGCACUGCUCCAAGCCGGAGGUUGUCGAGGUGUGGGACACGACGGCGGCGGACCCGCGUCUGCUGGUGUACCUCAAGGCGUACCGGAACACGAUCCCGGUGCCGAGUCACUGGUGCCAGAAGCGGAAGUAUUUGCAAGGGAAGCGAGGGUUGGAGAAGCCGCCGUGGCAACUUCCGAGCUUCAUCGAAGCGACGGGGAUACAGAAGCUGCGCGACGCGUACGCGGAGAAGGAGGACACGAAGAAGCUGAAACAAAAAGGCAAGGACGCGAAGACCGCGAAGCUCGGGAAGAUCGACAUCGACUACCAGGUUCUUCACGACGCGUUCUUCAAGUUCCAGACGAAACCCAAGAUGACGAAAGUAGGGGAGCUGUACUACGAAGGCAAGGAGUACGAGAUGGAUCUCAAGGGGAAGAAACCCGGGACGCUGACGGAGGAGACGAGAGAGGCGUUGGGGAUGACCGACGACGGGCCGCCGCCGUGGCUGAUCAACAUGCAGCGCUACGGUCCCCCGCCGUCGUACCCGUCGCUGAAGAUCCCGGGACUCUCGGCGCCGAUCCCGCCGGGGGCGCAGUUUGGGUACCACCCCGGCGGAUGGGGGAAGCCGCCCGUGGACGAAUACGGGACGCCGAUUUACGGCGACGUCUUCGGC